Sclerotinia sclerotiorum 1980 UF-70 is the source of this 99-nucleotide messenger RNA. RefSeq lists its product with no specific name. The transcript has a single exon. The record is from RefSeq and is a predicted model, not a curated record. Bases 1 to 99 code for a protein of 32 amino acids. Lineage: Eukaryota; Fungi; Ascomycota; Leotiomycetes; Helotiales; Sclerotiniaceae.
AUGCCUCAAGGAGGUAUAAAAGGUAUCAACAUGAAAUUUGCUAUCUACUGCAGGAUGCAAUGCUUGCAAAAGACGUUGACCGCUUCAUUUCCGAAGUAA